Cimex lectularius (bed bug) is the source of this 3468-nucleotide messenger RNA. RefSeq names its product tyrosine-protein kinase PR2 (gene Ack-like). The coding region runs from base 660 to 3449 and encodes 929 amino acids. NCBI's taxonomy places the organism in Eukaryota, Metazoa, Arthropoda, Insecta, Hemiptera, Cimicidae. Gene Ontology annotation, biological process: protein phosphorylation. The record is from RefSeq and is a predicted model, not a curated record. The transcript has 18 exons. Gene Ontology annotation, molecular function: ATP binding; protein binding; protein tyrosine kinase activity.
AAUGAGAUAAUUCAAGAAUUGACCGUGGCCCCGUCUGCAUUAUCUGAAACGCCUUAUUUGGAAUGAGGAAGGAGAUUAGUCAAAAGGAAAUGAGCACGGGGUCGUUUUAAUAUCAACAAACACUAUAUGGUGUCAUGUUUAUUUAUAUUUGUUUUCUUAAAUGUUUUUGUUUAUUCUUGUGCGUGAUCGGCGCCUCGUCGGUGGGGAAAUGUUUUUCCCCAUGGCCGUCACGUUGUCCGACCUGGCUGUCCCUUCACAGACGGACAUGGCGUUCGGUUAGGCCCAGAGAGAGAAUAUAAAACCCGUUUUAUUUAUUUAUUUAUUUUUUUUAAAGAAAAUUUUCUCAAAUUUUUCCCCAAGAGAAAAUUUUGUUCUUACCUCGGGUUCGUAACGUUCGUUCUGCCGUUGUUAUAAAUGCUCGAGUUCGCAUAAUUCCGUCUGACGUUUUCCACCUCCAACCCGGAUGGCCGGACGCGGAAAGAUAAAAACAACUCAUUUCCUGACCGAUUCCAGUUUUAUUUAUUUUACUGUCUUCGCCCCUUUACGUUAGAAAUAAUAAUUUAUAAACAACGGAUAAAACUUGUUUUUUUUUUUUGUUUUUUUUUAUCGUCCCCCACCUACUCUGGUGAAACGCGAGGAUCGAAGGGGACAAGAAGAAAAUGACGUCCAGAGGGCCGGGCCUGUACGAGUUCCUCAUCGAAGCCGAGCUCCAGCAGUACUUCACGGCGUUCAAGAACGAUCUCAAAGUGCAAAAUGUGGCUCAGCUCAAAUACGUGUCGGAAGAGGAUCUCGCCCAGCUCGGCAUGUCGAAGCCGGAGAUGCGCCGCCUCAAGAAAUACUUCCAGAAGCACUUCCCCCAGAACUACCUGUCCAAGUUCAAAAAGUCGGUCUGCCAGAUGAUAAUGUCGAGGAAGGAGGAACAGUGGGAAUGCACGUUGCCUGAUGAGCCACCUGAGAAGCCACCGAUACGGGUGCCCAACAAGCACAUCAUCCCCGCCGACGCCAUCAUAGUAAACAAGGAGCUGGGUACAGGCGAAUUUGGUGUCGUACAACAAGGCGUAUGGACCAACGAUGGUGAAAGGAUACAAGUUGCAAUCAAGUGCCUCAGCCGUGAAAGGAUGCAAAACAACCCGAUUGAGUUUCUAAAAGAGGCAGCAAUCAUGCACGCAAUCGAUCAUGAACACAUCGUAAGGCUCUAUGGCGUCGUACUGGACACAAAUGCUCUUAUGCUGGUGUCGGAGCUGGCAGCUCUGAGAUCACUUCUUGAGUGUCUCAAGGAACCGUCUUUACGUUCCAGCUUCCCUGUACUGUCUUUGUGUAAUUUCGCUAUUCAGAUUUGUGAUGGAAUGGAAUAUUUAGAACAAAAACGUCUUAUUCACAGGGAUUUAGCGGCUCGUAACAUACUCGUCUUUUCAAAGAACAAAGUCAAAAUAUCAGAUUUUGGGCUGAGCAGGGCUCUCGGAGUCGGGAAGGACUAUUACCAGACAAACUUCAAUGUGAACCUGAAGCUGCCAAUCGCGUGGUGCGCCCCAGAGUGUAUAACGUACCUCAAGUUCACAUCGGCGUCAGACGUCUGGGCAUACGCCGUAACCCUUUGGGAGAUGUUCUCAUACGGGUUCCAGCCUUGGGCCGCACUCACAGGCCAGCAGAUACUCGAGGCAAUCGACGAGCCCAACCCUCAGAGGUUAGAACGUCCGGAAUGCUGCCCUAAAGACUACUACAGCGUUAUGCGCAAAUGCUGGCAUCAUGAUCCGAACAAAAGGCCUAAAUUCAGCGAUCUGAUACGACAACUGUCGGAUUGUAAACCGGAGCAGGUGCAGGCAAUACAGGAUUCGGGUGAGGAAAAAAUGAAAAGGGACCAGCUUAUAUUCAGAGUCGGAGAUGUCAUCACAGUUUUGGAUAAAAGCCCAGUGCAAGGGACAAAUCUGUGGAAAGGUAUUCUUAAUAAUGGUAAAACGGGCGUAUUCAACCCAGCGUUGACGGUUGCAUACCUCGGUUCAAACCUGCCAUCGAAUAAGCCUACUGAGUUCGUCCGUGGAGAUGGGAAGAACGCUUACUCAUCGAAGAGAAACCGCCUCAAGCCAGACAUGAUCUCAUGCCCUCAAGGUGACGUGAAGCACACCGGCCACGUCGGUCUGGACGGCUCGUACUUCGGCGACAUAUCAUCGCUCGGCGGUUCCAAGUAUGAGCACGUGCCACAUCAGGUUGUAGCACCGUACAAGCCGCACACUGACAACGAGGAUGCUGGGAGCAUUUCUGCAGACAGAGUGCCACUGCUCAGCAAUAUAACACACAACGGGAACUGUGCUUCUGCUGGAUGGACAGACGCGACAUCUAGUAGCAAGCUGAUGGAUCAUGAAUACCAUGAGAUCACUGAUGACGAAGCAGUCGACAGCCCUCGUUUUGAAAAACAAUUUGAUUUUGGGCCGAGUCUGUUGGAUGAGAUGGAUGCUGCGUUUAGAAAUUACAGCUCUCCACCACCCCCACCUCAGAUGGAUGAUGUUGUAAACAGGAAGAACGAGCUGCAAGAAGCUCAGGCAGCUAAGUCAAAGAAGAAACUGGCGACCGUCAAGCCAAUAUCUCCAUCAGACGAGAAGACCCUUGACACAGCCAUUGCCCUCACAUACGAGCUUGCCAACAAGGUGAUGGUGCAGUCGGCUGGCGAGACAUCGCCGGGUCGGCAUGGGCCUAGCCUCGGCUCGAGGAGCUCUUCAUUCAAGUUCCCGACAAUCGGAGGCUCGGGUAACCAUGGAUCCGACAGGAGCAGCACCCUAGGGCACAAUGGCUCAAACAAGGGACAACGCAGUGGCCGGUCUUUCACCGAUGAGGCGCAAUCCAUUCCAGAUGUUCAGGGAUGCUUGACUACGGAAGCGAAGGCCGUGUAUUCACAGCUGGUCGAGCAGCCUAUCGAGGCAAACCCAUUGAGGAUGCUGCGCUCGGUGCCACUUGUACGGCCGAAGAUACGGGGCAACAAACACCUUCCGCGUAACAUCGGAUCUGUUGGCAGUUUGUCUCUUGAUAGAAAACACUCAAUGACAGAUGUGCCAAACCUGAGUGAAAAUGAACACGAUGAUGAGUCCGGCUCAGGUUUAAAUGCGAUUCCAUUACCACCGAGGGACAGAUCGAGGUCCCUACUCGUUGGCAAGCCGCGCCAUGAAAGGAAAUAUCCGCUCAUCAUCCCGACAGCGAUUGCACAAGCAAUAUCGGCACAGGCACAAGAGCCAACAUACCUUGGUCUAGAAGACGAUCCUCCAGAGGAAAAGAAGGAUGAGAAAGCUGUUAAAGACGACCAUCAGAGGUGCGAGACCGAAGUGUUUGAGGAGAGGAUAGCCAACGAGUUCGACAUGCUGGACCAGAUGGCGAGCGAGGAUGAGGCCGAAGAUUCAGAGCCAAUGAAAGGGAACGUGUCGUACGAUGCGAAGGUGCAAUCUUGCGCCAACGAGCCUUAGUAUAUACACAUUUGUUAUA